This is a messenger RNA of Colletes gigas, 3385 nucleotides long. RefSeq names its product transcription factor kayak (gene kay). The transcript has 3 exons. Gene Ontology annotation, cellular component: nucleus. Gene Ontology annotation, molecular function: DNA-binding transcription factor activity, RNA polymerase II-specific; RNA polymerase II cis-regulatory region sequence-specific DNA binding. Lineage: Eukaryota; Metazoa; Arthropoda; Insecta; Hymenoptera; Colletidae. The coding region runs from base 411 to 1481 and encodes 356 amino acids. Gene Ontology annotation, biological process: regulation of transcription by RNA polymerase II. The record is from RefSeq and is a predicted model, not a curated record.
CGCGUAUGGCCACGAAGAGCAGAGCGGCAUCGAGAGGCCUCAGUGUAAGAGAGGCGUCGGUGGAGGACGCAGUGGUGACGAACUCUUCGAAAAGUGAGAAGAAGAAGAGCGGCGUGUGCGAGGGAGGAGAAUCGAGAGAGCGGAGAGAAAGAGAGAUAGAUAGGGGAGGGGAGCGCACACCGACGUCCCGAACGAUCUCUCACGAACGAACGAUCGACUGAAAUUACUUUUUCUUACUUUAAUCCCCCAAGUGUCCUUUCGUAACCACCAUCCCUCCCCCCUACGAAGACGAGUUCGCUCGUUGUUUCCCAUCGAUCCUUCAUCCCCCGCCUUACCCCAAGUUAUUUUCCUUUGUUUACUUUCUUUCGACGACGAAACGAAUACAGAACGAAUAACCGAUACCUCGAGCUAUGGCAGCCACCGCCAUGGAUCCAGUCGACAUUGCUAAUAUCCUCGCGCAGGAACUGCUUUAUCAGCAGUUGGUAUCCCUGGACGGAUUACACAGCGGAGUGCCGACCAGAACGACGCCGACUUUGACGCCGACGACGCUUCGUAGCAUCGAGCAGACAUUCUUGGAGCUGACCAGCGAGUCAGCGUCGCAUAGUCGCGAGGCAGGGUUCGUGCCACCGUUGGUCGAACCCUCGCAGCCGACGCCGGCACAAACGCAGAACACGACGGCGCAUCACACGAUCAUCACCACCGCUGGCCCCGUGGCCACCAACACCACCCUCGUGGAGAGCCAUCAGACGCAGCCGCAGCAGCCGACGAGGCGCAACAUGGGCGGCAGGAGGCCCACCAGGACGAUCGGUAUGACCCCCGAGGAGGAGGAGCGACGACAGAUACGCCGUGAAAGGAACAAGAUGGCAGCAGCCAGAUGCCGCAAGCGAAGAAUGGAUCACACCAAUGCCUUGUUAGAAGAGACUGAGGACUUGGAACAAAAGAAACAAAGCUUGCAGGAAGAGAUCCAUCAGCUGCAGCAGGCCAAAGACGAGCUGGAGUUCAUCCUGGAGGCGCACAGAGCGGUCUGUCGGCUUCGUUCCGCGUCGCCGCCGGACGUGAAGCCCGUGAUAAAGCCCGAGCUUCCGGUGGAGGAGCAGUUCGUCGCCAGCCCGAAACGCGAUUCGAUGCACGCCGCGCGACCAAACAGACCGAACUCGUUGCCGGUCGGCUUCGAUAACAAUAACCGGCCGAAUUCCUUGCCGAUCUUCACCGAACCGAAAGAGAGGCCCGAUUCUCUGACGUUCAAGACCGUGGAGACGCCAUCUUUCAUGAAACCGUCGCUGGACAUCGCGGGGAUGCCGAUCACGACGCCGACUAGCGGCAUACCGUUCAACUUCGAGUCGCUGAUGGAAGGUGGCACCGGUUUGACUCCAGUCUCCACGCCUCUGAUACCAUCCUGCUCGACGCAACAGAGAAACAAUCUGGCCGCGGUGGACCUCAGCUCCCCGGACGCGAAUCCGCCGAAACUCGUGAGCUUGUGACGCCAAGAAGGCCUCGAGUACGGAUCGAACGAGGAUGAUCCGGAAUGAAGGGAACGCUGUCUUUACCACUACUUUGUAUUGCGGAUGAAUCGUAAAAAAAAAACUGUACAGGAGGAAGUGGAACCAUGACGCAAGAGGGCCAGAGCUUGACGAAUUCUUUUCUACAUCACCAGUUGCCAUACGUUGACCACGGGAAUAAUAAUAUCAUCGAUCUUGUCGGGCAGUAUUAAACGUGACCCUCUCUGCAACGGGAUUUAAACCCUUCUCUCCCUGAAUCUUUGAACCUCGAAGAACGAGAAUCGUACAUUUUGUUCGUCGACCGACGGAGAAACGCCGUACGAUGCAUUUCCGAUGACUCGUUUGUAAAGAAGAAAAAAAAAAAAAGAAAAAAAAAAAAGAACACGUUGCAAUAAAAAAGGAUGUCGUUGCAUUGUUAUCAUUGAUUGUAUUCGACGAACAUUACAGGAAGCGAGACACGAAACUGUUACCGUUAUCAUGAGAUUCUGGUAACUUUCGACUCCCCCCCCACCACUCUCGAUCGUGUCUCUCGACGAGAUCUCGUCGCAUCGAAACUAAUUCAGUAUUCGCGUUUGUCAUGGAAUUUUGUCCAUUCGGAGGAAGCUUGUUGAUAACUUUUUACAAAUCUCCGCGGAGUGAAUUUUCGAUUAAUUUUUGAGGCUAAAAAAAGAAGUUUUUAUUCUUGUUAUCGGGUUUCAAGGGGCGUGAAUCGGUAGCGGGAAGACAUUAUUCGAAGAACCAAGUAUUUUUUGUGCAUCUUAAACCCCCUCGGGAAUAUAGUCGCGAACGAUAGCGGUAUCUACGCGCGCAAGUGAUAUAUAAUUGUAUUUAACUCGUAAACGUUUCGCGUAAAUAAAUUAGAAUGUAAUAACGGAACGUACGAGGUAAGAUUGUCAUUUUUCUUUUUAUUUUUUUUGUUUUUUUUUUUUGUUUUUUUUUUUAAAGAAAUCGAAUUAAAAGGGAAGAAUUUUAUACGAGUGAUUAUUAUACACCGGGCGAGAACCGCGUAGGACGUUUUUAAGGCAAUCGUUUUUAGCGCUCAAAAGAACCUUUUUGUAGGUUAAGGAUUGUCGUGUCGUCUUUGAAUUGCGCCUUUAACCAUCCAAUCUUUGCGUCGCACAAUUCAAAGGUAACCAUUAAAGCGGCUUAACGACGAUAAACAUUACAUACACGUAUAUAUAUAUAUAUAUAUAUACACAUACACAUAUAUAUUUUAUUGGAGACUUUGCGGAUGCUUUAUUGUGCAUUCGUUUGCCUUUCGACUCGUCCAAAGCCGCUUUUAUGCAAUACGAAAAAAGAUUUAUGUGCAACUGACGUGUUUGCAAGUCUCACCCCAUAACAUUUAAUCCCUCCAUACAUAUAAUAUAUACACAUACAUAUAUUUUACUAUGUAUGACAUUUUUGCAUGAUCUUAAGCAAUAUUAAUAUAUUUAUACACGACUGCCGAUUGCAAGGCUGGUCGGUGUCUCGAUGGAAGGCUUUCCGUUUUCUUUCCUUUUUCCUCGUAACGACUCGUCGAUAAUAUUUCUACAAGCUGGUCGAUUUCGAACCAGCCUUGCAAUCGGCGGCCGGGAUCGAUGAUCGUUUAAGAAAGAUUGUAACGACACCAUUGAUAAUGCUGCAAUAUAUUUUAAUUAGAUCGAACGAAUACAGGAGACCGGAACAUGUGUAAUUUGUCGAAAACAAUAACGAUGUUCCCAUCGAAUAAAUUGUUACUUGUAUUAGCUGUAAGCAUUAGCUGCUGGCUAUGGCGUGUCUCAUAAAUGCAGCGUUCUGUCGGAAGUAAAUCGAAAUGUGCAAAUAACUCUUACGUUGGAGUGAUCGUAUUUUCAUCUUUGUAUAGUUGAACUGCUGAUUUCUUAAUACAAACGAUUUCAUAAAAAUAA